UGCGUCCGCCGCCGGCUGCUGAGUGUUUCUCCGCACGCAUGCACGCAGCGAGGCUGCAGACUGGGAGCAGGACCGGUUUUGGGAUUUACCAUUCCGAGUGAACACCUGGAUUACGAAACACCAUUUUUAUUUUGUAAUUUUUUGUUUUGUUAUUUUUGUCGAGAAAUAAACCUGCCAACAUGUCUCGCACUCCAGAUACUGUGAGCAAGCUCACUGAAAGUACAUACAAGAAUGUGAUGGAGCAAUUCAACCCAGGCUUGAGGAACCUGGUCAACCUUGGGAAGAGCUAUGAGAAGUCAGUCACAGCAAUGACCCUGGCUGGAAAGGUCUAUUUCGAUGCCGUCUCAAAGAUAGGAGAGAACGCUACUCUGUCUCCAGUCUCCAGGGAGCUUGGUGUGGUUCUGAUGGAGAUAGCGGAGGCCCACAGGAAGGUAUACAAUGAACUGGAGGAAAACUUCAAGAGAUUCCACAAAGAUGUUAUUAAUGAGCUGGAGAAAAAGACAGAGAUGGAUGUUAAAUACAUGAAUGCCACCUUCAAACGUUAUCAGUCAGAGCAUAAGGUGAAGCAGGAUUGCCUGGAGCGCUCUCAGACAGACCUGAAGAAGCUGAGGAGGAAAAGCCAGGGGAAGCACUCAUCCAAAUAUGAGAUCAAGGAGAAUGAGUGCAUGGAGACCAUCUCAUCGCGCCAGAUGGACAUGCAGAAGUUUAUUGCCGACGGCUGCAGAGAGGCACUGCUGGAAGAAAAGCGGCGCUUCUGUUUCCUGGCAGACAAACACUGCAUGUUCUCCUAUCAAAUUAGCAACUUCCAUGAGAAGGCCAAAGACAUGCUGUCCGUGAAACUCCCCAGCUGGCAGGAAAAAUGCAGUGACAUCACGAAGGUGCCGGACACGGUGGAAACCAUGAUAGAUGGGCUCGCCACCACUCCAGAGCAAUCGCCACUUGUUCAACGCUACAACAGGAACAACGUGGAGUCAGCAGUACCACCUCCAGCACCGCCACUAAAGGCUCAGAUCAGUCCACUAGCCAACAUGUUCAACCCAGAACCCAGAUCUUCACUCACCUCCUCUUCAGACCACAACUCUGACCAGGGCAGUCUCGGGGACGACAGCCUGUCCAGAUCGACAUCCAUAUCGUCCGGUCUCAACAUGAGCAGGAAGUCACGGGUUAGGACCAUCUUCCCCCACACGGCGGGCAACAACGACACACUCCUCAGCUUUGACGACGGCGACAUCAUCGCCUUGCUCAUACAAGAGGAGAAAGAUGGCUGGCUGUAUGGAGAGCUGGAGAAGACACGGCAGCGGGGCUGGUUUCCGUCAUCUUACUGCAGACCUUAUACUGAGUCUGUGAUAUCAAAUAGCAGCAAUUUGAGCACCCCGGUGCGUAGUCUGAGCGUGGUCAGUCUGCCAGAGCAGGAAGAGGAGGGGCCGGUGUUGCUGCCGCCGCCAGACUACAGCGACGAGCUCCCCUCCAGGCCGGCGGUCAUCUCAACACCCACGUCACAGAAAACGCAGGUUUCUUUAGUCAAUGGGAACGCAAAGGCUCCUUUUCUAGGAGGAGGGAAUCCGUUUGCCACAGUCAAGCUGAGACCAACUGUCACGAAUGAUAGAUCAGCACCAAAAGUCUAACAUGGAGCAGGAGGAUUUUCACCGCUGUCAUGCCUUUUUUGGGGGAAUCAUGCAACGUGGGACCCCUGCAACACACCAAAUAUCACCCUAACCCAACAUCUCAUUGGCCUGCAUCCUAGUCUGUCUCAGUACCAGUCUGCUCUACUGAAGGGAUCCAUUGUUUCUUGGUAUAAAUGUCUUUUACUGUGCCAGUGUUUGUUUUACAUUAGAUACAACAGGGAAACAUUACAUAAUAUAAACAUAAAGGAGCAGGAAUUUUGAUAAGCCUUGUAGUACAGAGGAAAUAUUUGGAGUAUCAGUCUGUGUCUGUGCUAAAGUAAUAAUUCACCCCAAAAUUAAAACUGAGACUGUCUGAUCACCACCACGUCCCUUCACUGAAGUUAAUAAGACUUCCAAAUUCUCUCAAAGUUCUGAUUGAGUGGGGUUGUUGUUUUUUCAUGAAAGAAAAUUGAAGUGUUAAAGCACACAAGUAAAAUUGCUCUAAGAAGCAUGUACAACUAUCAUGCAAAUUUGUAUCAUGUAAUGAUGUAAUGAUACAAAAGCUGCAAGGAACCUCACGACUUUAGCACCAUGUUUAAGUCGUGUUUUGAACAAAAUGCUAACACUGGCAUGCAAACAUGCUUAGAAUGGGGAUGCUAGCAGGUAUAAUGUUUACCAUGUUCACCAUCUUAGUUUAGCAUUUUAGCAUGCUGUUUGCUAAUUGGCCCAAAACACAAAGUGCAGAUAAGGCUGAUGGGAUUUAGUUUUGCAUAUAAACUAAAGUAAUGGACCAACAUUUUGACCUAGUAGUGGUGCUAUAGCUUAUUGGAAGUUAUUACAGUUCAUCCUGAGGGGGAUAUGACUGUGUGCACCAAAUUUCUUGGCAAUCCAUCCAAUAGUAAACAGUCAAAAUAUUAUAUAUAUAUAUAUAAGC
Scomber japonicus (chub mackerel) is the source of this 2538-nucleotide messenger RNA. It is a transcript of the gene baiap2l1a, whose product is annotated as BAR/IMD domain containing adaptor protein 2 like 1a. Lineage: Eukaryota; Metazoa; Chordata; Actinopteri; Scombriformes; Scombridae. Gene Ontology annotation, molecular function: protein binding. Bases 180 to 1625 code for a protein of 481 amino acids. The record is from RefSeq and is a predicted model, not a curated record. The transcript has 14 exons. Gene Ontology annotation, cellular component: nucleoplasm; cytosol. Gene Ontology annotation, biological process: actin crosslink formation; actin filament bundle assembly; positive regulation of actin filament polymerization.